CCGCGUGACCCGCGCCGGCCAACCUGCGCGCGGGGAUUUGGGGGCAAAGCGCGGCCCCGCGAGCAGCUGCGGCGGGAGAGCGGCGGGCCGAGAGCGUGAGUCGCCCGCUCGGCGCUGCCUGCUGCCCAGCCGCCCGCUGCGCGCAGCCAUGUCCGAGGAGAAGCCCAAGGAGGGAGUGAAGACGGAGAAUGACCACAUCAACCUGAAGGUGGCCGGGCAGGAUGGCUCCGUCGUCCAGUUCAAGAUCAAGAGGCACACGCCGCUCAGCAAGCUGAUGAAGGCCUACUGCGAGCGCCAGGGCUUGUCAAUGAGACAGAUUCGAUUCAGGUUUGAUGGACAACCAAUUAAUGAAACAGACACCCCAGCACAGCUGGAGAUGGAGGACGAGGACACCAUCGACGUGUUCCAGCAGCAGACGGGGGGGUCCGGGGCGGCCAGCUGCCUCUGCGGUGCAGCCUCUAGAGCCACCGUCCCCUCGUGUCACUGCGCUCGUGUUCGCUAUUGAACAGUGAAGGUGUGACCAUGCCCACCCCAGGGAGGCUCAGACACCGAGGACAUUCCCCAGAAGGACUUUGCUCUCUGACGUACUUGAGUGCGGCCGCGGGGAUGUCCACGGCUUCCCCCAGCCCAUCACCCCGGUACCUCUGUUUGGGAAAAAUGCAUGGCGAGGGGUUUUGGUUUUGUUUUUACUUUCAUUUUUGUUUUUUCUCCCUCCUAUGACAUUUCCCCCAAACUUGUGGCCUGAGUGCCCACUUUCCGUCUAGGUGGGGCUCUUACCCCAGCUAUUGGCCCCUAUUCCAGUCGUGUAGAGAACUCACGUCACUGCUCUGGGGGUGUUUCUUUGGGGUGAGUUUUGGGGACACGGUCGGGAUGGGAGACAAACUUUCACUUACUGUUUCUCGCUGGCACAGGUUUUUUUUAAUGCUAAAUAUUACAAGUGUAAGCUUUGUCAGAAUAUAGUAAAGUUGAAGGGAAAAUACUGGAAUGUUUCUUAAAAGGUAAGAAGUUCUUCAGUAACGUGGCCCCGUAUGGGGCCUGGGGCCUAGGACCCAUCACCACCCAUGGCCAGUCAUGCUGUUCGGGUGCAGUGAAAAUUGGCUUUUCCCCUUUCCUUAACAGGGAAGAAGUAAUUCCCACAUGUCUCACCUGGUAAUAGUGCCGGGGCCUCAGAUUUCUUCCAGUAUUUGCUUCUGAUGAAUAACGAUGGUCUGUAUAUAAAAAAGGAAGAUUGAGUAUUGCUGUUUUGCAGUUAACGUUUUUGUGUAAAAGAGCUGCUUCAAAGUAUGGUUUUGGCGGCUCCAGGUCAUGCGGUUAUGAUGUGAAAGACGGCUCCAGGUUCUCCCCAUGGGCUGUGCUCUGCUCCCCAAGUUGGUAUGGAGUUUACGUGUUACAUGUGAUUUCAGUUCUGUGAAGCAUUUGGGGUCUGUCCCGGUUAAACUCCGAUAGUUGUCCUGUUGCCCUUGUGUGUGGACCCACUGCCGCCGGAUGGCCCGGCACUGCUUGUUCGGGUCACCUGGGCAGCACGACCACCGUCAUCUCUUGUUUGGCUGGCAUCUCGCUGAAGAUGUCUGCUUUUCCUUUGUAUUUUGCUCUUCGGGCACGGGUGGGAUGUCUGCUGGCUCUGUUGUGUUUAUUCCUGUUUGUACAUUAUUUGUUGUCCUUUACUACUGUCAACAGUAAAUAUAGUUUGGUAUUCUGUC
Balaenoptera musculus (blue whale) is the source of this 1700-nucleotide messenger RNA. It is a transcript of the gene SUMO3, whose product is annotated as small ubiquitin like modifier 3. Gene Ontology annotation, biological process: protein sumoylation. Lineage: Eukaryota; Metazoa; Chordata; Mammalia; Artiodactyla; Balaenopteridae. The record is from RefSeq and is a predicted model, not a curated record. The transcript is spliced from 4 exons. Gene Ontology annotation, cellular component: nucleus. Gene Ontology annotation, molecular function: protein tag activity; ubiquitin-like protein ligase binding. The coding region runs from base 149 to 505 and encodes 118 amino acids.